UAUCUAUUACUUUAUUGCUAGUGGCUUAUUGGAUACGUUUCCGUCGGCUACGCGGGAGUUCCGCGUUCAAAGCUUGUUUGGGUUAAAAGUAUUCAGAGCAAAUCUAACUGAUGAAUAUAAUUAUAUAAAAUUUUGAUGAGAUAUAUAAUAUUUAAAAUUUUGAAAAAAGUAUUUAUAUACGAUUAAUGAUUAUUUAAUUCGUAAACAAUUACAUUUUUUCAUGAACGCAAUAAUUUUGUAAACAGUUAUUUCAUCCAAGUCUAGAACCCGGAUCUUCCGCGUCGCCCACGGAAACGUAUAUGUGGGUAACGUUUUUUGGGUUCACACUAUGUAUGUGUGUUACGUUCCAGCAUUAAUUUCAUGGCCUUCAAGAGAAAAUAUUGCUUCGAGAUUUUUUGUCAACGUCCAAUUAAAAUCAAGGAGAGGGCAUCUACUUACUCGUCAUACAAAUCGCACAACACCGGAUAUGGAGGGCGUUGUAGUGACAAGUACAUAGUUGAAGACUCUGGAUUCUUGGAAAACUUAAUAUAUGGGGAUUUGGUCAUGGCUGAUCGUGGAUUCACUAUUCAUGAAACAUUUGCCUUACAAAAUGCAACUCUUGCGAUUCCUUCUUUUCUUGGUAAACAAACACAGCUGUCAAACAAAGAAGUUGAGGAUUCGAGAGGACUUGCAAGGAUAAUAGUACAUGUAGAGAGAGUUAUAGGUGCAACCAAACAAAGAUUCAGUAUUCUGCAAGGUCCUAUUCAUCGUUCAACUCUUGCAGUUUGUAAAGAUGAUAACUCCGCAUUAAUUGAUAAGAUUGUAAUGGUAUAUGUUGCUUGAUUUACAAUUCAUGUUCUUCAUUGGUUCCCUCAGUUAGUAAUGUUACCCAAACGUUUGAAUGAAUCCAACAAAAAAUACAAAGUGUUAAUUCAUACGAAUAUGAUCUGUGGUGUAACAAUCUUUGUAAUCUUGGUUUAAUACAU
Molecule: messenger RNA, 965 nt
Organism: Daphnia magna
Lineage: Eukaryota; Metazoa; Arthropoda; Branchiopoda; Diplostraca; Daphniidae
Exons: 3
Coding region: 361-822 (153 amino acids)
Source: RefSeq, a predicted model, not a curated record